UUAUUUUUUUUGCUGGUGAAGAAGCAGCAACCAUGUCUGGCACCGGGGGAGGGAAGCGAGCCUCAGGUGGGGACAGCUCCCCUGGUCCACCUGAGAAGAAAUGUAAAAAAGAGGAAAAGACCACCACCACUCUCAUUGAGCCCAUACGCAUUGGGGGAGUGUCCUCUACGGAGGAGAUGGACAUGAAGGUGAUCCAGUUUAAGAACAAAAAGCUGAGUGAGCGUCUGGAGCAGAGGCAGACCAUGGAGGAUGAGCUGCGGGAGAAGAUCGAGAAGCUGGAAAAGCGACAAGCUACUGACGAUACCACACUGCUCAUUGUGAAUCGCUACUGGUCCCAGUUGGAAGAAAAUUUUCACGUCCUGCGCCAACGCAUUGACCCCACGGUGGUCCCGGCACCCCCUACUCCUGUUUCUACCCCUACCCCGAUGGACGCGGAUGGCAUGAUGAUCCCACCACCCCCUCCCUCAGCCCCACUCCCAGUGCCAGAACACGAGGAGAAACGGCCUCCACCACCCGACGGUAUGGAGAUAGCCCGUGAACCACAGCAGGACUCUACAACCGCCCCGCCGCCCACUACUACCCUCAGUGAGAGUACCAAAGCCUUCCUCUCCACUUUGGACAACAGCAGUGAGGAGGAGCUCAGCCUGCAGCUGCGGGACAGGAUGCAGUUCAGCAAGGAGGCCGCUGCCUGCAUGGUCUGCGUCUUCGACAGGCUGCACAGCCGCAUCAACGGCCUAUGCACCCAGUUCCUGUCCUCAGCGUGUGACGAUGACAGCCAGGAAGAGAUGCUCCGUCUGAAUCGUACUCUGCUAGAGGAGAAUGGCAGACUGCAAGACCUGGCCUCCUCCCUGCAGGGCAGACACCACAAGAUGUCUAUGGAGUACAACGAGCUUGUGGAUAAGGUGACAAGCUCGGAGACCAAGGUGUCUGAGAUGGAGACUGCUGUGGAGGAUCUACAGUGGGACAUCGAGAAGCUCCGUAAGAGGGAACAGAAGCUAAACAAGCAUCUGGCUGAGGCAUUGGAGCAGUUGACCUCUGGCUACUACACCACUGGCAGCUCAGGGGGGCUACCCGGUGGCCAGAUCACCCUCAAUAUACAGAAGUUUGAGAGCCUGAAUGCAGAGUUGGAGCAGAACCAGGAGCUGGCCAACAACCGCAUGGCAGACCUGGAGAAACUACAGCAGGAGCUCCAGGAGGCUGUCAGGGAGAGCGAGAAACUCAAGUUGGACCUGAAAAAUAUUCCAGAGGAUGUGGUGAAAGAGACCGCGGACUACAAGUGCCUGCAGUCCCAAUUCUCCCUGCUCUACAACGAGUCUUUGGGGGUGAAGACCCAGCUGGAUGAGGCCCGGGCCCUGCUCCUCACCGCAAAGAACGCCCACCUCCGACAGAUAGAGCACAUGGAGAGUGACGAGCUGUCCCUACAGAAGAAGCUCCGCACAGAGGUCAUCCAGCUGGAAGACACGCUGGCCCAGGUGCGCAAAGAGUACGAGAUGCUGCGCAUCGAGUUUGAGCAGAACCUGGCGGCCAACGAGCAAGCAGGCCCAAUCAACAGAGAGAUGCGCCACCUCAUCAGCAGCCUCCAGAACCACAACCACCAGCUGAAAGGUGACGUGCAGCGUUACAAGCGGAAGCUCCGAGAAACACAGAUGGAGAUCAACAAGUUGCGGUGUCAGAGUGGUGACACCGGGCUUCUGUCAUUGGAGGAGCCGGUGAGCGACAGCCUGGAGGUGAAGAAAGAGGAGGAUGAAGACCAAGAGGAGGAGGAGGAGAGGAGGAGGGAGCUGGAGAGACAGCGGGCCCGGGAGAGAGAGAGGGAGACUGAGAGGGAACGAGAGAGGGAGCGAGAAAGAGAGCGACAGCGCAGCGAGGAGUUGAAGAGGAAAGAUUCGGACACCCUGAAGAUGCUGAGGGCGGAACUUAAGAAAGCCCAGGAGUCUCAGAAGGAGAUGAAACUACUUUUGGACAUGUACAAAUCAGCUCCCAAAGAGCAGAGGGACAAAGUGCAGCUUAUGGCAGCAGAGCGCAAGUCUAAAGCCGAGGUGGAUGAGUUGCGGGUGCGUGUUCGAGAGCUGGAGGAGAGGGAGAGGAAGGAGAGCAAGAAGCUGGCUGAUGAGGACGCUCUCAGGAAGAUCCGUGUGGCAGAGGAGACAAUCGACCACCUACAGAAGAAGCUCACGGCCACCAAACAAGAGGAGGAGGCCCUACUGAGUGAGAUGGACGUGACGGGCCAGGCCUUUGAGGACAUGCAGGAGCAGAACAGCCGGCUGAUGCAGCAGCUGAGGGAGAAGGACGACGCCAACUUCAAGCUGAUGUCAGAACGCAUCAAGUCCAACCAGAUCUACAAGCUGCUGAGGGAGGAGAAGGAGGAGCUGGCUGACCAGGUGCUCACCUUCAAGACCCAGGUGGAAGCCCAGUUAUUGGUUGUACAGAAGUUGGAGGAGAAAGAGGGCAUCCUCCAGAGCUCACUGACCAAUCUGGAGAAAGAGUUAGGAGUUCGCAUACAAGCACUAGAACUCAACAAGAGGAAGGCGGUGGAGGCAGCCCAGCUGGCUGAGGACCUUAAGGUGCAGCUGGAUUACACCCAGUCCAAGCUGAGGAAGAUCCAGGUAUCUGUGUCUGAGAACCGCAACGCCAGAGAGCGGGAGUUGGGCAACCUCAAAAGAGCGCAGGAGGACCUGUCCAGGCUACGACGAAAGCUGGAGAAGCAGAAGAAAGUGGAGGUGUACACUGAUGCUGAUGAGAUCCUGCAGGAGGAGAUCAACCAGUACAAGGCGAAGCUGCGUUGUCCGUGCUGCAACACCCGCGACAAGGAGACCGUGCUCACCAAGUGUUUCCACGUUUUCUGCUACGAGUGUCUGAAGACUCGCUACGACACCCGACAAAGGAAGUGCCCCAAGUGCAACUGUGCCUUCGGGGCCAACGACUUCCACCGCAUCUACAUCACCUAACUGCCGAGGAAAAGAAGAGAACAGGGAUAAGGGAGGGGAGGAAGAAAAUGAAAAAAUGGAUGGAAGUGAGUGUGGUUGGAGAGCUUAGUUUUGUCUUUGCUUUCUCGAAGGACUUUCAUAUAUUGCGUCAUUGCCGGUUGGUGCUAGUGACCAAACAGAUAGUUGUGACUAAGUGAGAGUCUAUAAAACCGAAGUGCACAUACCAAGGUAUUCAUACUUCUGGAUACUCUGUU
This is a messenger RNA of Oncorhynchus gorbuscha (pink salmon), 3181 nucleotides long. RefSeq names its product ring finger protein 40 (gene rnf40). Gene Ontology annotation, molecular function: ubiquitin protein ligase activity; metal ion binding. Gene Ontology annotation, cellular component: nucleus; HULC complex. Lineage: Eukaryota; Metazoa; Chordata; Actinopteri; Salmoniformes; Salmonidae. The record is from RefSeq and is a predicted model, not a curated record.